AUGGCUGGCACCUUUGCUAAGAUAACGCUCUUAUCGAUACCCACUAGUAUACAAAAAAACGCACAGCAGAGAAAAGAGAGAAACGCAAAAAUGCAACAAAACGACGUCAUCGCCCUCAUCGUCAUCCUCCUCUUCGUCCUCCUGGCCGCUGUCGGAUUCGUCAUCUACGCAAUGCAGAACCAUGUCCUCUUCUUCUCGAGGAAGAGGGUUGGUGAUGAAGAGGAGUGA
Messenger RNA from Talaromyces marneffei, 228 nucleotides. RefSeq lists its product as uncharacterized. NCBI's taxonomy places the organism in Eukaryota, Fungi, Ascomycota, Eurotiomycetes, Eurotiales, Trichocomaceae. The record is from RefSeq and is a predicted model, not a curated record. The coding region runs from base 1 to 228 and encodes 75 amino acids. The transcript has 3 exons.